Messenger RNA from Aspergillus japonicus CBS 114.51, 1575 nucleotides. RefSeq lists its product as uncharacterized. NCBI's taxonomy places the organism in Eukaryota, Fungi, Ascomycota, Eurotiomycetes, Eurotiales, Aspergillaceae. The record is from RefSeq and is a predicted model, not a curated record. The coding region runs from base 1 to 1392 and encodes 463 amino acids. The transcript is spliced from 2 exons.
AUGGCAACUGCCAUUGCAGUUAACGAGACAGGCGAAAAGGAAUUGCUGUUCCAGAAUCUGCUGGGAUCCACUGUGAACAUUCUGGAUCGGCCGAAUAUUUUCGACAUCGACUGUGUCGUCAAAGCCCGGAAGGAUUACGUCGUUCUCGACCUGGCUACCACGACAAAGAAAGUCUCGGUCCCUGGUGUAGAUCAACAAGUCUUGAUCAGAAACAAUGUCGAGCUCAUCAGCAAUGGCAACGGGACCGAGCUCAAUGAAGUGGAGGUUAAGACUGGAAGUCAGCUGAUCGAAUCGUUCAAGGCCGACGUCAACGCCACAGGCAAGUAUGCUGCCAUGUCGGUGGAGGCGGGUGGAGGCUACAGCUAUGAGGCUACCAUCGAUAAGAGUUCGAUGUAUGCCGUGAUGUCGAUUGAGCAGAAUCAAUUCUACACCUACCUGUACCUCCCGCUAGGCCGAGAACAGUCCAGCUUGAACGCAGACUUUCUCGCAGCAGUCAAUAAGCUACCGGCAUGGCAGCAGAAAGACGAGGGCGUCACGCAGGCGUACCGAGCUUUCUUCGAUACCUUUGGCACUCACGUCAUUCUUCGAUGCCAGUACGGCUGCCGGUUCAGCUUGGAGACGCACACGAGCAACGCAGCCUUCAAGAGCCAGAAAGAUUACAAGGCCAACGUGAAGGCAGAGUUUGGAGCGAACUUUAGCGCCAGCAGCAGUGUCGCAAAGACGUCGACUUUCAGCGAAUAUCAAGACACACGGACGAUUACAUCCAAAGUGAUGGGUGGGGACAAGACAAGCUCCAUGAAGCUUCAACAUGACCCCGGCGAUAAGACGGCUUAUUAUGGCUGGGCAGAGUCAAUCAAUGAGGUGAACUGUUCCGCCGUGACUAGCGUCAGGACCGAAGGGCUGGGGACGCUACUUGAUCGUUGUGGCGUACCCCAGGGGAAAGACUUGACCAAGGCGCUCAAGUGUUUCACGCUGGGGCCCGAGUCGGAGCCUAUCUUGGUUCAUGGCGUCCUAUCCUCCGAUCGUCCGUCCUUCAACAACUACCUCACGUUUCGGUGCUGGGGCGAUGGGCUCACCGAGUUUGAACUAACCGCCCUGGCUGGGAGUGAGGUAAAGGAGGACUCAGAGGACCCUUCUGCCCGCAGUCUGUCUGGGCUACAGUUAGCCGACAAGCCUGCUGUGAAACAUUUUGCUGCGCAGGUGAGAAUCUCGGGUGUAACAGGAAGACCGUUCUCAGUGGGGAUUUAUACGCCGGAUACUGUGAAACCUAGUAUUCGCCUGACGCUGUACCCCCCCUCUGGGCCCAUCGAGAUCACGUUUGACAAGUCCGAAAAUUGGGAUUCGUGCACAAUCCCAAGCCUGCUUGCAUCGGGGAAAUAUACAUCUAAGUAAAGGGCUUGGUAGUUCAAUCAACAGGAGAAUCUGAUACAUUCAAGGUGGAUCAUCGUCAUAUGAUCUACUGCAUUGGAAUCCCGAAGAGAACAAAGUUGAUUGAAUCAUGCUGGGCCAUGAUAGAGCAAAGAACUGAAGGAUGAGAGAGCUGAAGAAAGCACGAUCUCUCCACUUAGUCCUGUG